Apis mellifera (honey bee) is the source of this 6891-nucleotide messenger RNA. RefSeq names its product angiotensin-converting enzyme (gene Ance-3). The transcript is spliced from 12 exons. Gene Ontology annotation, biological process: proteolysis. Bases 16 to 1767 code for a protein of 583 amino acids. The record is from RefSeq and is a predicted model, not a curated record. Lineage: Eukaryota; Metazoa; Arthropoda; Insecta; Hymenoptera; Apidae. Gene Ontology annotation, cellular component: plasma membrane. Gene Ontology annotation, molecular function: peptidyl-dipeptidase activity; metallopeptidase activity.
AACGUGCCGCUCGUAAUGCAACGCGUGAUUUACGGAAACAAUAUGACGCCUUCCUGGAUUCUUCUUUUCCCUUCUUUAUUUUCCUUGGUUCACGGUCAGCUGGAUAUACCGUCCUUGAACGAGAAUUCCCGCGGUAAUUUCGGCAGGCGGCUUCCGCCUACGGAGGGUGAGCUGCAAGACAUUUUAGCAAGAUUGGACUUCCUUGGUACCGAGAGAUGCAGCGCAAAUGUGGCUGCGCAAUGGUCCUACGAGACGGACGUGAACGAGUACACGCAGAUACAGGCGCUCGAGGCUCAGAGAAUAUACGCAGAUUUUCAGAAUCAGGCUUGGUUCCUGAUUUCGAGGAUCGAUAAAAAUAAUAUCAGAGAUCCUGUGAUCGGAAGACGUCUCAGGUAUUUGUCUGUGGUUGGUCCAUCGGCUCUUCCACCGGAUCAAUUGGACAGGUACAAUCGCGUGAUCAACGAUAUGCUGGCAGUGUACAACGAGGCUACCAUUUGCGCGUACAACGAUCCCUUCCGGUGCGGGCUGCGGCUGUAUCCAGAUAUAUCGCAGAUCAUGGCGAAAAGUCGCAACUGGGACGAGUUGCAAUAUGUUUGGACGGAAUGGAGAAGACGUAGUGGCAUGAGGAUCAAGGAUCUGUAUCAACAACUUGUCACAUUGAACAAUGAGGCGGCUAAACUGAACAAUUUCACCGACGCGGCAGAAUAUUGGAUGUUCCCUUACGAAUCUCCAAAUCUGCAACAAGAUAUCGAUGAAGUUUGGGAAAUGAUACGCCCCCUUUACGAAGAAUUGCACGCGUAUAUUCGAAGGAAAUUAAGGGACUUGUACGGGCCCGAGAAGAUCGGCUCUCAUUCUCUUCUCCCAGCUCAUAUUCUUGGGAAUAUUUGGGCUCAAUCGUGGACUAACAUUAUCGAUAUCACGAUUCCAUAUCCGGGAAAAAAUAACCUAGAUGUGACGCAGGAAAUGCAGGCCCAAGGUUACACGCCUAUCGAGAUGUUCAGAAUCGCCGAGGAAUUUUACUUAUCCUUGAACCUGAGCGCCAUGCCACCGGAAUUCUGGGCCGGAAGUAUAAUCGUCGACCCUGGAGAUCGAUCUUUGAUUUGCCAGGCUUCCGCCUGGGACUUUUGCAACCGUCUAGAUUACAGGAUCAAGAUGUGCACCAAAGUCACCAUGAAGGAUUUAAUCACGGUGCAUCACGAGAUGGCCCAUAUCGAAUACUUCUUACGAUACAGCGGAUUAACUCGUGAAUUCAGGGAUGGCGCCAAUCCAGGAUUCCACGAAGCGGUGGGUGAAGCCGUGGCCCUCAGCGUCGCAACUCCUCGCCAUCUUCAGACGCUAAGCUUGGGUAACAAGUACAUCGACGAGUUUACAACGGAUAUCAAUUAUCUGUUCACUCUUGCCAUGGAUAAAUUGGUCAUGUUGCCGUUCAGCAUCGUAAUGGACAGGUGGCGGUGGGACGUGUUCCGUGGUUACGUCACAAGGGAAGACUACAAUUGUCAUUGGCACAGGUUGAUGGAGCAAUACGCCGGUAUCAAGCCCCCCGUUUUGAGAUCGGAGGACGAUUUCGAUCCUGGCGCCAAAUACCACAUUCCUGCGAAUAUCCCGUACAUCCGAAAUUUCGUGGCAGGGGUUCUUCAGUUCCAAUUGUAUCGCGCGUUGUGUCAGGCCGCUGGACAAAGGAGCGUGGACGAUUUCAGGAGGCCUCUGCACAGGUGCGACUUCUACAGGAGCCCGGAAGCUGGAAGAAUUUUAGGGAUUAUGGAUUAAAACCGAUAUCGGAAUGGAUACAAAUUUUCCGAUAAAAAGAAGAGGAGGCGGAUAUAGAAGAAGAGAUACAACCAUAUGCAGAUUAUAUCGAAGAAACGAUCUUGGAAAGGUCUGAAAAAGAAAUUUCCCUUCUAAGGCGCGUGGGUGUACACAGAGGUCGAAGAUAUCGCGUGGAAGAUACAAUCGGAAAAGACCCAUUAUAUCGAUCUUGCAGCGAUCGGAUCCCUUAACAAUCUCCGGCAGUCAACGUAAUCUGGGUCAACAGGAGGAAAACCUUUGUUCGCCUUCGCCAAUUUCAUUGCCAAUUCGGUUCCUUGACUUCUCCGUCCAAUGGAAGGAUUCUCCGUCAACAUUAAUUUCGAAUUUUGAUUCAAAUUAUCCUUCGAUUAAAUUCUGAUUUUAUUUUAAAUCGACGCGAUUUAUCGCAAAAUCGUAUUACAAGCAUUAAAUGAUUAAUGAUAGACCUGAUACAUCUGAUCGUUUAAAAGAUUCUUUUAGAAAUUCGAUAAAACGUCCCAAAUUUGUUUUCUUUUUCCCCUUUAGCGACUCGAUACUUAAAUGGAAAUAUCAUAUUAAACUUAAACGAUGGCACGCGGCAGCUUUCGUUUCCUCGUGAGUGGCGAAAUGAAGAAAUAUCCGAGGAACGAGCAAUUAAAGCCGAUGCAGCUGUCAGUACAGACAGAAAGCAGCGAUAAUAAAUCGCCACUAUCGCUUGGGAGAAUCUGCAACUGAUUUCUGCCUCGAAGAAAUUAUCCAUUUAGCAGUAGCUUGAUGCGCAUUCUCGAUUAUGAAAUUUUACUCUUAAACUGAUUGCGCAACGAGAAACGAGAGCGAGUACGUUUUUCGAAGAAGAUGGAUCGUUCCAGUUCUGAUCGAUUUCCUAUUCCAAUUCCUGUUUUUCCUUUUUUUUAUUUUCUCCACUCUCAGUUUCACGCCUCUACGUGCCACGUGCACCACUUCGAUCGAAAUUCAUUAAGCCAAUUCACGCGCACGUUCGAUUCUUUUUUUCUUUUUUUCUUUUUGGCGUUGCCCUGAUUACUUCUACUUCUCGAAGAAUAAGCCAUUAAUAUUCCUUCUUAAUCGCAAGAUUUUUUUUUUCUCUCUUAUGAAAAAAAAAGAAAAAGAAAGAAAUAUUCGAAUAUGUAGUUAUGACGCGAUUCGAUCGAAAUCAGCUGGACGAUAAUCCAAAGACUCGACUUCCUGUAACCGAAGGACGAUCUCUCGCAGUUUGCGGACGCAGUUACGAAACCGAUUGCAGCCGCGUAAAAACACGCGCGUGUCUCGUACACGCAGCUGCACGAAGAAACUGGCGCGGUGAGGCUCGUUACCCGUUCCACUUCCGUUUUGUAAUUUUAUUCCCGUCCGCAAGAAACAGAGGAGGAAGAAGAUUGAGGAAAGAACGAGAACCGAGAUAUAUAUAUAUAUAUAUAUAUUUCAGGAAAGGAUUUCUUCACUUCCUGAAAACUUAUCCUCGUUAUGACUCGUUUGAAAUUCGAUGAUGGAUAGAAAUUUUUAUUCAUAUCUAUUUUUCUUCUCUCUUUUUCUUUUUUUAAUCGUGGAAAGCGGUUGGAGAAGCGAUUAAGGCGAUUUCGCGUGAGCAAUUUGCGAAGAAAGAAUUCGCUCGAGUUCGAAAUGAUCGAAGGUAAUUGGGUGAGGAGAACAGGUAUUUUUUGACAUUUAUAUUCGUCCCCUUCUUUUACGUAACGAUAAUUUUAUCCAUCUUUUUUACAUGUUUAUUAAUGUCGAUAAUAAUCGCGACAAGUGUGUAAUUAUCCGAUCCGGGGAACGAGAUUAUUUAUCGGAGUGUGAAACACCGAAUACACGUAAGUAUUACAAAUUACUUGUAAUAAACACACAGUGAAACUUGGUUGAUCGGUUUACACGAACGAAAUGCAUUACCAAUACUGGCUAUAAGUAUCUAUUAUAUUUAAUAUUUCAGAGAGAAAACGUUUCUUAUUAUUAUUUCUGAGGGAAACAUCAAACGGAGAAAUAUGUCUUUUAUUAUAUAUAUAUAUAUAGAAAAACCUCGUUGUGCGAGCCCGUAUUGUUUCCAAUUCGUAAAAACAAAGUUCCAUUCGUAUUACAAAUUACUUGCACAUAAUUCACGCUCAACCACGUUACGGAACACGGCGAAGAAAUCGGUAACUUGGUUUUACGAUUAUUAAAAUUCAGAGAUUACGAACGAUCCGACCGUCCAAUUGCACAACUGCGCGACGACGGUCGAUCGACGAAUCCGAUUAAACAGAAAUCGAUUGAAAUUUAUGCAAGUGGAUGAUUCGUCCUUGGCACCGGCGGUGCAUCGGCGUUUCGAAAGCGCCUCGGGUUGAGCAACCGGUCGUGCCCGCCGUGCGAAAACCAUUUUCCAAUAACAACGAAAAUAACAUUUGAUGGGAUCGAGUUCGUACGUGUGUGUGUACAUUUGUUAAUCGGAAAACUCCAUUUCCAUUUAAUUCGAAAAUAAUAUUUGGCUCGCGAAUUAAAAUAAUUGUUAAGUUAAACCUUUUUUAUCUUUCUACUAGCGUUCCUUUCACUUCUGAAAAAUGCCACGAAUUUCCCAAAUUCCACUUUAAAAAAACAUCGUUUCUCUUUCUUUUCAUAAAGGACUCUCUCAAAAAAAUGUGACAAUUUUUGAAUCGAUUCUAUCGCACCUCGCGUGUCUGAACGUGAUUCCGUCCGAAGUUCCUCUGGCAAAAGCGAUCAAAUCCAAACGCCACGCGUUUCCCACACCACGGUGUCAAGGUUCACCCUUUUAAAACAACAACAGCGAGACUCGUGACUCGAUUUCACGGCGAGGAGGAGAAUGGAAGUUGAUUCGUUGGGAUCCCCAAUUGGGAAGACAAUGGUGGCCACCGUUCGAAGUGGAAGACAAGACGUUGCUCGGUCGAGGCUUGAGAGGAAUAUGCAGCCAAGUUCUCGAGUAAUCCAGUACCGUUCGUCAAAUUUCCAAGGAUCAAUAUCGCUAUGGCAACACUAGAGCGAAAAUUCUUGCGUUGGAAAGCUAGGCGAACGUGCUAGACCGAAGUGCUCUUCUCUCUUCUCUCUUUCUUUUUUUCUUCGAUUUCGAUAACGUUAAACAAACUUUUCGUUUAUCGAAAGCGAGGUUUGACAAGUUUGACAUUUUUCAGAAUCGUGGAUCUACGCACGAUUCGACGUGUGAGGGACGCGUGUUAAAUACAAGCAGAACCAGCAUCCCGAGCGUAUUGCGAAACGUAGGCAGGAAAGUGGCGAUUUCGUUAUGAGCGGAAAUUGUGAGAUCGAAACAAAUUGCAAUACCGGAGGGGAGGAUAUACCGAAAUAUUUUUGCUCGUCGAUUCCCACGGGAGGCGUGGCCCGUUCUCGAAGGAACCGGAAGCAGCGAGCUGCGCCGCGUGACCUGCAUCCGAAAUCACUUUCCAAAAAAAGGAAAAAAAAGAAACAGAAGUUGUUAUUAUAUCACGACGCUCACUUUUCACUUUCGUGAAAUCGAACCUACACUUAUUUGGCCGUUUUUCGCCAAAUUCGAUAUCAUUCGCAUCUUCUUCACAACGAUCAUUGUAUUUCUUCUUCUUGGAAAAAACAAUUUCAUUUCUCGAUUCCACUUUCUCGGAUUGAAUCGCGCUUCCUCGAUUUCAUCGGUCUGCGGUUUCUGGUAGUCGAAACGCGAGAAGUUGGACGGCGACGAGUAAGUUGUUGGUAAAAUCGCGAGCUUCCAUCUCGAUAAUUCGAUCCCACCCUCUUGCGCAACAAAUAUCUCGCGUUUACGAUUCAUCCGUGGAAAGGCAGGCGUCACCGAUCGAACAAAUCCCUCCCCUCCCUCCCCCUCACGGUUAGAUUAAGUUCGUUUUAUGUAACGUUGCAGUCGGGGCAAGCAGAAUUACGAGAGUGGCGAGCGUGUAUCGGCUGUCUCGGAUCGGCAAAGGAAGCAGGAAAGGAAUUGGACGAGAGAAGCUCGAACAACAACGAAACUCUCCCCUGAUCACGUAACUCGAUCGGAUGACGAUUUUUCUUUUCUACGGUCCCCUCUCUCUUUCUCUGCUCUCAGAAGUAAGAAAAAGUUCGGUCGAGUUUUCUCUUUCUCUCCACGGCCACUACUGGAUACGGCAAUGUCGUAAGGAAGAUAUUUUCGAUCCAUCGACAGAAUUUCUUGCUCCAUAUUUCCGCCCCAUUGUAUUUAAAUGGACGAUCUGGCCGAUUCCGAGACUGUCUUUUUCGCCUCAUAAUCUUUCUCCUGUUGGCCAUUGUGUCGACAAUCGUGCAGAGCGUGUUUUAUUCGUAGCUGUGUCGCAAUAAGUAGUUUUGACGAAGGAAAUAUAUAAUUUUAUAUAUAUAAAAUCGAAGGGAUGGUAAUAUUUUUAUCGAAUUUAAAGAUCGAAUGUACGUUUUGGAUGAAAAAUUAUGAUUUCUGGGAGAUCUGAAGGACGGGAAUGGUUAACGGAUUACUGAGAAAUGACAUAACGCAAUGACGAUUGUAGCAAUCGAAAGCAAAGAACUGAGAAGUGUGUUCACAUGGAAACGGGUAAGAUUAAAUCACCGAUAAUCCACGAAGGGAAUUGAACGAGAUUAUUACUCUAAACUGUUAUGGACACGUCACGAUCGAUUUCGAUGAAGUCACGCUGCGCAAAUUAGAAAAGAACGAAUACAAAACCUAUCGUACGUACAACAUUUAUCCUCGGAUUACGGAUUGUCUCGAAACUUUUUUUCCUUUUAAUCUUCCCGAAGAAUUUUUUCAAUUUUUUCAAGUUAAUAAAAUUCGUAUCCCAGCCUUGUUGCGCGCGAAGUUGCUUGCGUUUCCCGCCGUUUACUUGGCACAUUGUUGCACGAGUGAGAAUUAAUUCGACAUCGUAACUCAUACGAACGAGCAAAAGUUGUUGCACACCCAUCGUGAAAUCGAGCGAGCGGCAAUCGAACGCGUUUCGAGCGGAUUCAAAGCGCGGCUGAUUGCCAAAGAUAGUCUAAUUAAUGCAUUGGAAAGAAAGGCUCGUUACACGUUCAUUAUUUUCCUCUCGUCCCACAAUUCUAUACGAAUUCUCCCGAUAUUUUCCUCGUCCUCUCGAUUUUUCGAAUCGUGCGCCAUUAUGUUUUUUCUUUUUUUCUUUUUCUUUUUGCGCGCUAAUAAGCAACGAGCUUCAGUUUUCGCGAUGAUAG